AUGGCUGAGGCUUUCACAAACCCAAUUCGUCCUGACCUGUUCAACCCUGACCAGUUCAACCCUGACCAGUUCAACCCUGACCAGCUCAACCCUGACCAGUUCAACCCUGGCCAGUUCAACCCUGACCUUGAGGAGCCUCUACAAGCGACUGAUGAACCUGAGACGCUUCCCGCUAGUGAAAUUCUCCCAGAUGUCACCCUCUCCAGCGAUCUACCUGCAAGUGCAAUCGGCCCGGUGAUCACCCUGCCAGCCCCAAUCACCGGCACAGAGCCCAUGCCGCCAGGAAAGUGGGCGGAUCUCAUCAUGACACCCCCCCUCAGGUUUCCCAUCGCAAUUUCCAGAUAUGGUCUCAGGGGAGACAUUCUGGAAAAGCUUCUGGCCAUGAAGUGCAUCAACGAACCUGUUCUCCGCUGGAAAGCGAGCUCGAAUUCGCCUUGGGACGCAAAAACACUCUAUUCGCGCAUCAACUACAGCACGAUUAAUGUGGAAGCCGCCGUAAUGCAGUGUGUGGGAACGAUCAUCCAGGACCCCCAGGAAAUGUGCCAUAGCUGUAGCAGGCGGUAUGGUCCAUUUGCGUUCUGCGUCCGGGUGGACGGAGUACAGGAUUGUGGGAACUGUCAUUGGAGCAGGCAGUCCUACCGGUGCUCCUUUAACACCAGCCUGCCCGCUCGCCCGGUUCGGUGGAGAGGGCAGCGUGUGAGGCCGGAAGAAGCAGACGCCGUUGCGGAGGAAAUUGCUGAGCUGAAGGAUGCUCAUCGGGAGAUUUUGAAAUUGUUGGCGUCUCAUGCCGAUGCACUUGAGAAUGCAUCUGAUUACUACAAAGCGACAGUGUUUGCUGAUCCACUGCAAAUCGGUCUAACGAUACCGCCUUCUGAGAGGGUGCAGGCCCUCGAGGAGUAUUACCAUUAUCUCACUUAUCUUUGGAUUCCGGAAGGUCAUAGCGCAAGCCUGAAGACCAGUGAGGAGUUCGGACAUCUGGCUGAUAAGGUGACUAAAACUAUGGCCAGAAUAGAAGUCUUGUUGGAGUAG
Molecule: messenger RNA, 1029 nt
Organism: Penicillium verhagenii
Lineage: Eukaryota; Fungi; Ascomycota; Eurotiomycetes; Eurotiales; Aspergillaceae
Product: DUF3716 domain-containing protein
Exons: 3
Coding region: 1-1029 (342 amino acids)
Source: RefSeq, a predicted model, not a curated record